AGAAAACGAUCUUUUACCAGAUCAGAGUAAAAGAUACCUUGAAGCUAGAAAAUUAAUACGAUUCCCGGAUGGAAGAAUGGAAAAACAUUGGGCUUCUCAUUGUAUGGGAAAUGCAUAUUGUGGAGUAAAAUAUAAUGAAUACUUAUUGAAAAUCGAGCAAAAAUCCAUUUCAAGAUAUGAUUUCGAUAAUGAGUAUGCAUUACACAGAUAUGAGUUGUGGAAACAGAAUGCUAUCAAGAAGAUUAAGCAUGCAAGAGAAACAGCAAAAAAAGAUUCGAGCUGUAAAUAUCAUUAA
This is a messenger RNA of Ambispora gerdemannii, 295 nucleotides long. Lineage: Eukaryota; Fungi; Glomeromycota; Glomeromycetes; Archaeosporales; Ambisporaceae. The record is from the annotation of a GenBank genome assembly.